AUGCGUUCCGCUCAAUUCCUUGCCCUCGCGAUGGCCGUCGCUACUUCCGAGGCCGUCUCUCAGGGUUUCAACUACGGUGCUCUCAAGGUUGAUGGCAGCCUCAAGACCCAAUCCGACUUCGAGACCGAGUUUUCUACUGCUAAGAACCUUGUUGGAACCGACAAUGCCUUCACCAGUGCCCGUCUGUACACCAUGAUCCAGGGUGGCACUACCAACGGCCCCAUUGAGGCCAUCCCCGCCGCUAUCAAGGAGAAGACCACUCUUCUCCUCGGCCUCUGGGCUUCCGGUGGUGGCAUGAGCAACGAGAUUGCUGCCCUCAAAACCGCCAUCUCCACCUACGGCGAUGCCUUCACAGACCUGGUCGUCGGUAUCUCCGUCGGCAGUGAGGAUCUUUACCGUAACUCCGUUACCGGUGUCAAGGCCAAAGCCGGUCUUGGUGUCGAGCCCACCGAGCUUGUCGACUACAUCAACCAGGUCCGCUCCGCCAUCUCCGGUACUUCCCUGAGCGGUGCCCCCAUCGGCCACGUCGACACCUGGAACUCAUGGACCAACGGCUCCAACUCUGCCGUUAUCGAGGCCGUCGAUUGGCUCGGUUUCGAUGGAUACCCCUACUACGAGAACACCGACCCCAACUCCAUCGACGAUGCCAAGGCCCUCUUCAACAAGGGCGUUUCGAACACCAAGGCUGUCGCCGGCGGUAAGGAGGUUUGGAUCACCGAGACUGGCUGGCCCACUACCGGCGCCACCGAGAACCAGGCUGUCGCCAACGUCGCCAACGCCAAGCAGUACUGGGACGAAGUUGCCUGCCCUCUGCUGGGAGUCACCAACACCUGGUGGUACAUCCUCGAGGAUGCCGGUACUACCGCCCCCAGCUUCGGUGUCACUGGCUCCUCCACCGACACCACCCCUCUGUACGACUUGAGCUGCAAGGCCUCUACAUCUUCCAGCUCUGCCGCCUCUUCCUCCAGCACCUCGGGUGCCGGUAUCGCCGAGAAGUCUGGUGUCGUCUCCGGCGCUUCUGCCUCCGCCACUGGCUCCGCCUCCGGCUCUGAUGCCUCUGGUUCCAGCUCUGGCUCUUCUUCCUCCGGCUCUGGCUCUUCUUCCUCUGGCUCUGGCUCUGGCUCCAGCUCUGGCUCUUCUUCCUCCGGCUCCGGCUCUUCUUCCUCUGGCUCUGGCUCUGGCUCUGGCUCUGGCUCUGGCUCUGGCUCUGGCUCUGGCUCUGGCUCUGGCUCUGGCUCUGGUGUCUCCGGCUCCGGCUCUGGUGGCUCUGGCUCCUCCUCCGCCGGUGCUUCCUUCCCAUCUGUGACCCCCGGUGUCCGCCCCUCCACCAAGCCCAAGUCCAAGAGCGCUUCUGCUUCUGCCUCUGCCUCUGCCUCUGCCUCCGCUUCCGGAUUCGCCUCCAGCACUGCCUCUGGAUCCUCCGCUACCGCCACUGGUGGUAACAAGGGCUCAGGAUCUUCUGCCUCUGGCUCCGGUUCCGGUUCCGGUUCUGGUUCCGGCUCUUCUUCCUCCGACUCUGCCUCCGCCUCCCCCACCCUUUCCUCCAGCUCUGCCACCCGUGUCGCCGGCUCUGCUGCCGGUGCCCUGGUGGUUGCUCUCGCCCUUGCUUUCACUUUCUAA
Messenger RNA from Penicillium hordei, 1620 nucleotides. RefSeq names its product GPI-anchored beta-1,3-endoglucanase EglC (gene bgt2). The coding region runs from base 1 to 1620 and encodes 539 amino acids. Gene Ontology annotation, cellular component: fungal-type cell wall; cell surface; extracellular region. Gene Ontology annotation, molecular function: 1,3-beta-glucanosyltransferase activity; glucan endo-1,3-beta-D-glucosidase activity. The transcript has a single exon. Gene Ontology annotation, biological process: carbohydrate metabolic process; cell wall organization. The record is from RefSeq and is a predicted model, not a curated record. NCBI's taxonomy places the organism in Eukaryota, Fungi, Ascomycota, Eurotiomycetes, Eurotiales, Aspergillaceae.